AUGCAGUCUUCAGCCAUUCGCCGUGAUUUAGAUACAUUUGCACAAUCACCAGCUACCUCCUCAGCCGCUUUACAAGGCCAAAUUGCGGCAUCAUUAGCCUCUCUAUCUCGCACAGUCGAUGAUUACUCCGCUCUAUCAAAGAAAGAAUUGAUCCCAGAAAAACAACAAAAGGCGUUUGACCGGGUGAACAACUUUCGGAGUGAACUUACAGACUACCGGGCGCAAUUCGAAAGACUGCGCAAGGAGCGCGAAGAAGCACAAUCAUCAAACAACCGUAGUGAGCUCCUCGGUCGCCGACCACACCAUGCCGCCACACCUGAGAACCCAUAUGCACAGCCCAACCUCCCUCAAGCCUCUUCCGCCUUUGCGCCCUCCGGUCUGAGCUUUGGUGGUGGACCUGGCGACCAAACACGAGAAAGCCAUGCGCUUCGCGAACAAUCCUUCUUCUCCAAUACCAAUACUCAGCUAGACGAUUUCCUAGACCGUGGUCGCGCGGUACUAGCGGAUCUUGGACAGCAGCGGGAAGUCUUAAAGGGCACACAGCGCCGAUUAUAUAGUGUUGCCAACACAUUGGGUGUUAGUGGAGACACCAUCCGCAUGGUUGAGAGACGAGCUCGACAGGAUAAAUGGAUCUUCUGGGGAGGAGUGGUGAUUUUCUUUUUGUUUUGUUGGCUAGUACUGCACUUUUUGCGUUAA
Molecule: messenger RNA, 696 nt
Organism: Penicillium malachiteum
Lineage: Eukaryota; Fungi; Ascomycota; Eurotiomycetes; Eurotiales; Aspergillaceae
Product: golgi SNAP receptor complex member 2 family protein
Exons: 4
Coding region: 1-696 (231 amino acids)
Biological process (GO): endoplasmic reticulum to Golgi vesicle-mediated transport; vesicle fusion
Cellular component (GO): SNARE complex; late endosome membrane; Golgi apparatus
Molecular function (GO): SNAP receptor activity; SNARE binding
Source: RefSeq, a predicted model, not a curated record